UCAGGAAUUCUUCCUGAUGAAUCUACUGAUGGUGAAACAGUUUGUUUUUACUAAUGUCUUUUUUUUUAAUAGUAAAUUACAAAAUGUCAGGUCGUUUUCGUAUGUCAGAAGGUGAUUGGAUAUGUGAUGAUAAUGAUUGUCAAAAUGUAAACUUUGCUCGGCGUUUAAAGUGUAACAAAUGUGGAAAAGAUAAACCAUUUGUUUCAAAUGGUGGCCCUUUUGUAAAAAAAGCACAUGAGGUUGGAGAAAAGUUUGCUGAAAAAAGUCAUGGUUUGUUUAGUGCUGAUGACUGGCAAUGUAGCAAAUGUGGUAAUGUUAAUUGGGCACGUAGAUCUACAUGUAAUGUUUGCAAUGCCCCAAAGGUUGGACCUGAAGAAAUACGAACAGGCUAUGGUGGAGGUUUUAAGGAAAAUGAUAACAUAUCUUAUAAAGAAAAAGAAGAUUCCGAUGGAGAAUACGAUGAGUUUGGAAGAAAAAAAAAGCAUCUGAGAGGUCAAAUACCAUACGUAAAGAGUGUCAUAGAUUCACCUAACAAAGAAAAAGAGGAUUUUGAAAAAAGAUCUUUCAAAGAUCAAAAAGAUGACAAUGAAGACGAUGAAGAUGAAGAUGAUGAAGAUGAAGAUGGAGGUGUUGAUGUUUCAGCAUAUGAUUUAAGUGAAUCAGAUGAUGAAGAAAUCCCAAAAAGUACUGAUAUAUCUAAGAAACCAUUAAAAAGAUCAGCAGAAUUGUAUAAAGACGAAAGCAAGAAAAUAAGAAAAGAUUUGGAUGAUAACGAGUAGCUACCAAUAGCCAAAUGGAGUGGUACAAUGAAUAAUGGCGUGCAAAAGGAUGAAAUAUGAUUUAUAUAUUUUUAAUUAGAAAAAAAGUAUAUUAACUUUUU
Molecule: messenger RNA, 880 nt
Organism: Hydra vulgaris (swiftwater hydra)
Lineage: Eukaryota; Metazoa; Cnidaria; Hydrozoa; Anthoathecata; Hydridae
Product: zinc finger Ran-binding domain-containing protein 2
Biological process (GO): RNA processing
Molecular function (GO): RNA binding; lipopolysaccharide binding
Source: RefSeq, a predicted model, not a curated record